AUAAACGUGUACAGGAUUUGAUUUUAAUUAUAAACAUUUUAACACUUGUUCUGUCAACACAUUCAGUGACAAACAAUCCUAAAGGACUCAAAUAGAUAAAUUCAAUUUUGUGAUUUAAUAAUUUUGUAAAAAAACAUACAACUAAUUAAAAUGGCUUUAAAGAUCGUUAUCUGCCUAAUGGCUAUUGCCCACAUUGCUAUCGGUGUUGAAGUUAAACCUGAACCCGACUAUGGACCAGUUGCCUAUGAAUUCCACUAUGCCGUUCACGAUCCCCAUACCGGUGAUAUCAAGAGUCACAAGGAAACACGCAAAGAUGACAAAGUUGAGGGUAGCUACGAAUUGAUUGACUCCGAUGGUUAUCGUCGUUUAGUUACAUACAAGGCUGAUGACCAUAAUGGUUUCGAAGCCGUCGUUUUGCGGGAACCUACCGAUAUUAAGAUUCCUAUUCCAGAACCUAAAAAAGUAGAAGCAGCACCUGUAGUACAUUAUGGCUCUAAGCCUGCGCUGAAAUCAGUGAAUGCUCCCGAAUAUGGCACUUUUGUUUCAUAUACAGGAUCCUCACACAAUUAUAAAUAUUAAAACAAAAGUGUCAAUAGUAAAAAAGAAGAGGAAUAAGACAACAAACAAGCUACCAAAAUCUAGUAAAUUGAAUGGAAUGGAUAAAAUGACAAAUAAUUAGAUAAGGAUUACAUUAAAAUAUUCUAAUUUACCUAAGAUAAACUCAUUCAUUCAAACUCAAGCACACAACUUAAGUAUACUUUUUCAUUAUGCAUAUUAUCAUUAAUACUUUAAUACGUCAUACCCUUUCCAUCCAUUUAUGCAUCCCUUAGUUUAUUUGUUUCCAUCCUUUCUCUUUUAAUCCCUUAUCCAUUUUCCAUCUUCGUAUUAGUAAAAUACCUAAAUAUCCUACUAUUAGCUCAUUCUGAUCACUGACAAAUCUUAUGAAAAGUACACUGUGAAUAAUGCAAUUUACAUUAUAUUAAAUAGUAAAUUUUUUCUACUUGUAUGAAUG
This is a messenger RNA of Lucilia cuprina (Australian sheep blowfly), 1012 nucleotides long. RefSeq names its product cuticle protein 7 (gene Cpr30B). The transcript has 2 exons. Gene Ontology annotation, cellular component: extracellular matrix. NCBI's taxonomy places the organism in Eukaryota, Metazoa, Arthropoda, Insecta, Diptera, Calliphoridae. Bases 151 to 579 code for a protein of 142 amino acids. The record is from RefSeq and is a predicted model, not a curated record.